This is a messenger RNA of Pungitius pungitius (ninespine stickleback), 1901 nucleotides long. RefSeq names its product homeobox protein MSH-C-like. Gene Ontology annotation, molecular function: DNA-binding transcription factor activity, RNA polymerase II-specific; RNA polymerase II transcription regulatory region sequence-specific DNA binding. The coding region runs from base 232 to 1056 and encodes 274 amino acids. Gene Ontology annotation, cellular component: nucleus. Gene Ontology annotation, biological process: embryonic morphogenesis; regulation of transcription by RNA polymerase II. The transcript has 2 exons. The record is from RefSeq and is a predicted model, not a curated record. Lineage: Eukaryota; Metazoa; Chordata; Actinopteri; Perciformes; Gasterosteidae.
UCUCCCCUCGGAGGGCAGCGGACCAAUCACAACCACACCCACACACGUCACGGGGCCGACGCGACGAACUGAUUGGUUGGACCGGGGACGGGGCACAGCCCUUGUCCUUUUAUAGAAGACCCCGUGCAGUGCGUAAAGGGGCUACUGGGCACCGCUGACAGCGCGGAGACGCACAUUGGAUAGUGUACACCUCGGCGAUUCCAUUCCUCCUAACGGGCCACACGGAGGUGCAUGGCCCCAUCUCCUCGUGACACGAUGAAUCCUGUGCAGGGGUCGCCGUCCAAACAGCUUCAUCAGAAAGAGGAGACGGAUACGGAAGGCGAGGAUCUGCAGCCCAAAGACAUGACCACUGACAAAGGAUACAAACUCCAGCGGAGCAGCCUCCCGUUCAGCGUCGAGUCGUUGAUUUCCAAGAAGACCACCUGUCGGACUCCUUAUCCCCCCGCAGACCUGGCCGUGGCCACGCCGAAGCCCGCGCUGGCGCAAGGCGCGCAGUUCUCCCCAAGGACUCUUUACGCGGAGAGCACGGUUGCCGCGGAGAGCUCGCGGGGUGUUUCCUGUAGUCCCAGCGAGGACAGCCCGCAGUUUAGUGAGAAAGAUCAGAGCACUUGGUACAAGACGUCCUCCUUUUCUACUCCGCCUCGGAGCUCAAGUCCAAAUCAGUGCACUCUACGGAAGCACAAAAACAACAGGAAGCCUCGCACGCCCUUCACUACCUCGCAGCUGCUGGCGCUGGAGCGCAAGUUUCGCCAGAAGCAGUACCUCUCCAUCGCCGAGAGAGCCGAGUUCUCCAACUCGCUCAACCUGACGGAGACCCAGGUCAAAAUCUGGUUUCAGAACAGGAGGGCCAAGGCCAAGAGACUGCAGGAGGCCGAGCUGGAGAAGUACAAACUGGCCUCCAAACCCAUGCUGCCCGCCUUCGCGCUGCCGCUCCCCCUGGGAGCGCACAUGGGCUCUCCAACAUGGGGCCCGUCUAACGCCUUCCCGAGGCCCAGCCUGCCGGUGCCGGGACUGUUUGGCGGACCCGUCACUUAUGGGAUGUAUUAUUUGUCUUAGUACUGCUCUGUGUUCAUGUGGACGGUUACAAAAGGAAAAUAACGUCUUCUUCCAUGGUCACAAAACAAUUAUAAGCGGGAUGGUCCGUUUUCUUCACCUCAGACACAGUCAAUUAUUGUACUAUUUUUUUUCUGAGAAUUAUAAUACAUUUUGGUACACAUUUUGACAUGUAAUGAUGUGUAUUAACGGACAGGGACGAGUUCGCUUAGUCUUCUCAUUCGAUGACCGUUCUGUGGCUUGUGGAUCCACAGGCCUAAAUUACUGAGGGGAGAGACAAUACAAAUUGAAAUGUCCGGUUUUGAAACAACACAUUGUCUUAAAUAUCUUACUCCAGCGCUUCCAGCGUCCCGCGCAGUUUGUGCAAGUGGACUUUCAAUGUGUGAAGGCCGUGGUCCGAAGCGGAGUUUUGAAAGCAACAGAAAAGUACUUAAAUGAUGUCAGUGCCUUGGGACCAGUGUAUCACUUGAAGUAUUUGUCGUCAUUCAGACUGUUUCUGGUAAAACUGCAGUUUGCCAGAGUUGCUGUUUGAAUGUUAGUUUUUCCUACAGCAUCGCGAAUUCAAAGGUUUUGUACGGAGCGAAAAAUAUAUUUUAGAAAAACACGUUUAUUAGAUAUUUUUUUACUCUCACUACGUGGCCUUUAUCGGAGGGAAAAUCGCUUUUUCUUUGAGGAAAAUUGCUGUAAAUGUAAAUAAAAAUGUCUAGUGUUUAUAAGCCGCCUCGCUUGAAGAGAAGCAGGAAAUGUGGUAUUUAUUGAAUAUCUUUGUAUCUGUACUGUGUACAUACAUCACUCUAUUCAAAUGUUCAGUUACUUGUAAAAACUGAUUUUAGUAAAUAAACAUUAUA